CCUAUUUGGAAAAGAAAGAGGACAAAAAUAGGUUUUCACGCAUAUAAUUUUUCAUAUAAUAUUUAACAUAUACUAAUCUAAAAUCGUUAAAUAGUAACAUUUUAGAGAUCUCAAUAAAAUCUACCAACUUACUUUCAAUUACUUGCAAACACAUUUUAUAUGGGGAAAAUUGAUAGCAGCAACAAAUCAGGGAAACGAAGAAAAGAAAAAAAAACAGAGCAAAAACAUUUCCAUUUCCUCACAAAUCUCCAGAUUACAACACACCCUCUCUCUAUCUCGAAAGAUUCUUUCCCGAGAAAAUCAAAUUUUAAAUAAUUUGAAAAUCGGAACAAAUCCAAAUCGAAAACAACUUUGUGUAUCAAUUUGAGUUCAAAAGUAUGCACCAACUGAAGCAUAAUCAACUCAGUCCCAUAGCUCCCCACUCUUCAUCUUCUUCCUCAUUCACCACCGCCGCCAAGACCAUGCUGGAGCGGGUCCUCUCUUCCCGCCGCUACGCCCCCCACUCCCCCGACGACCCACCGCCAUCCUCCUCCUCCACUUCCCCCGACGGCGGCCACGGCAUUUCCUCCUUCGUCUCCGCCGACGAGUCCAAGACCAAGCCCCCGAAUCUCUCUUCCUUGGCCUCCAAUUACAUCUCCAGGAUGUCUCACUCUUCCUUCCACUGUGUCAUCUUCGGCCUCCUCCUCUUCGUCCUCGCCCUCGUCGCCUCCCUCAUGUACCACUCUCGCUCCCUCGUCUGCAUCUCCCGCUUUGAUCCCAAGUCCCGGGUCGGGUUUUUCGGGAUCGACGGUCUUGAGUCCGACUUCGGCGCCCUCGGUGUUCCCUGGUGCAGAUCGAAACAUGGUAAAACAGUUGAGUGGACAUCCAAGGAUUUGCUCAAGGCCCUAGAAGAGUUCAUACCAAUUUAUGAAACUCGACCUAUCAAAAACAACAUGUAUGGAAUGGGUUUCGAUCAUAGCUUUGGGCUCUGGUUCAUGGCACGGUGGCUUAAGCCGGAUCUUAUGGUCGAGAGUGGUGCUUUCAAGGGUCAUUCGACGUGGGUCCUGCGGCAAGCAAUGCCUGAAACGCGAAUCAUUUCGCUUUCUCCAAGGCACCCUGAGAAGUACCUGAAGAAGGGUCCUGCUUAUGUUGAUGAAAAUUGCACCUACUUUGCUGGAAAAGACUUUGUAGAUUUCGGAAGUGUCGAUUGGAAGAGUGUGAUGAGUAAACAUGGAAUUACUGAUCUUGCACGAGUCCUUGUCUUUUUUGACGACCAUCAGAAUGAACUGAAAAGGAUAAAGCAGGCACUGAAUGCUGGGUUUCAUAAUCUUAUUUUUGAGGACAAUUAUGAUACUGGAACUGGUGAUCAUUAUUCGUUGAGGCAGAUAUGUGAUCAGUCCUAUAUAAGAGGUGGUGGCCACAGUUGCUUCAGAGAUAGUGAUGAAGCCAGGAUUCGGUUCAAGAGGAAGAAAUUCUGGGAGAAAGCAGUAGAUAUGGAUGAGCUUUGCGGACAGAACGAAGCAUGGUGGGGCGUUAGAGGAUGGAUGCGAGAUAACUUCAAUCACAGCAAUAAACCGAUUUCCUACGAGGAACACUUCCAGAACAGCCGGUUUAUUGAGGCGAUACUCGACGUGUACUGGGAACUCCCACCAGUAGCCGGUCCUUCUCUCACGCAUCAAACUCGCUAUGAUCCAGCUCGUGUUACCAAUCCCAUUGUUGAAGAUGGGCGAUACGGAUUGUUUCAGCGGCUGGGGUUGAGUAAACUCGACAAUUCUGUAUUUAACGGUUACACCCAGAUGGCGUACCUUCAAAUCUCGGAACAACCUUAGAGCACUUUCUUUUCCCUGGAUGGUUACUUUUGGGUUGAUUUCUUGCAAUAGUUGAAAGACUUGAAAGUUGUCCAUACUAAUGUUCCUUUUUUUUUCAUAUUAGCUGGUGGUCUGACUGAAGAUGAUAGUACAUAAGUGGUUUUGGUUUGCUCCCCCUUUUUUGUUUCUCCUAUCGGUUCAAAGUUCUGAAGUCCGAACCACUCCACUGGUAUUCCUUGGGUUCCAAUUUGACUUCUGUUUUGCUUCAGCUUGAUUUAUGAAGGCACUUAAAAGCCGGUUGGGAACCGAUGCCUAUUCAUAAUUAGCACUUAAAGUGAACUGAUUACAUGGGUGAGCAAAGUCAGCAUUGGAGUAGAUAAAUAGGGUUUCGAGCC
Molecule: messenger RNA, 2182 nt
Organism: Linum trigynum
Lineage: Eukaryota; Viridiplantae; Streptophyta; Magnoliopsida; Malpighiales; Linaceae
Source: the annotation of a GenBank genome assembly